Messenger RNA from Schistocerca gregaria, 10153 nucleotides. Its product is annotated as osteopetrosis-associated transmembrane protein 1. The record is from RefSeq and is a predicted model, not a curated record. Gene Ontology annotation, cellular component: cytosol. The transcript is spliced from 6 exons. The coding region runs from base 36 to 929 and encodes 297 amino acids. NCBI's taxonomy places the organism in Eukaryota, Metazoa, Arthropoda, Insecta, Orthoptera, Acrididae.
GUUUUGACAGAAAGCUGUGACCAACCAACCACGUGAUGAUGUAUACAACGUACGUUCGUGUUGUAAUGUGUGUGUUUCAGUGUACGAUGAAAUUCGUUUUGCGAAGUGAAAUGGUUGUAUUUAUUUUCACGUUGAUUAACUUUUGUUCGUUGCUUACACUUGCUAGGGCCGAUGAAAUGGACAAAUUUGACAGUAGUCGAUGUACCCUUCUGCUACAGGAUUUUGCGAGACUUACGUCAAAUUUUACGUUUUGUGCUAUAAAUUAUUCGCGGCCUAUAACAUUGUGCGAGACAUGCAUUAAAGAGUAUUUGCAAGUAAUAGAUGCCCACACUAAGAUACUGGAGAUGAAAGAUGAACAUGGUGAAGAAUGCAAAACGAAGCUGAUCAAUCAAGACCGCUUGGAAGUUAUAUAUAGUGCAUACCACUAUGUUUCCAACCUAUGGUCAGAUGCAAGUUGUGAUAGUUGUUUCGUGAAACUGAGCAAUGGCAGCCUUACCCAAGAACUGUCAAACACCACAGUUGAAUUUCAGCGUCUCCACGAUAAAACACACAAAUGUUUUCUAGAUCAUUAUUUUGUGGCAAAUAAAACAUUUGACAAAAAUGUAUGUGCAGACUGUGAAAAGUCGUAUUGUGAGAUGAAUGAUUACUAUGAUCGUCUCAAGAAAGAACAGGAAAUGGGAGUCUGUGUGGAUAUUGUUGAUACAAUGAACAGAACACGUUCCUUCUGGAGUGGAAGACUGGGUUGUGAUAGAAAGAAUCAUUCAGUUGAUGUGUAUCUGGUGUGUCUGUUUACACUUAUGGCAAUAAUACCUGUAAUAUUUUACACAUCUUUGCGGUCUCUGGUUAGGAAGACAGAACACAAACUACUUGUUCAGAAGCGGUUGGCAGAGCAUCUAAGCAGGCCAUCAACAAGUACAGCUGCUACCUGAUGAUACAAUGACAUAAUCUAAUGUUAAUGUACCAAAGAUUGUUGUUACUUUUAUAAUAGCUGUUAUGUUCAUAUUUGAAGCUGUGAUUUCAUUCUUUGUACAUUAUCUUCUAAGGUUACAUGGCCAAAAAAAUUGUGAUAUGUUUCAGUUUUACAGUAUUUAUUUAGGUGUGAUAUUUUUCAUAUUAUAAUAGAACAGGAGUCUCGUAGCAAAAUACUAGAUUCAUAUAUGUAUGUUUAUUUAUUUUUAGGUUAAGUAGCCAUAUUAAAAAAUUGCUGCAAACAUGACUAAAUGUGCAAACUACUGUUAUUGGUUAAGUUUCAUGACCUGUACUCAUUUCCUGUCUUUAUGGGAGACAAGAAAAUGUGCAUGUGAAUGAGAACUAAAACAUUGAGUGACAAAUGAUAAAUGGCAGAAGACUGGCUGGAAUGUACAGUGAACAGUUAAGAAAGAAAUGAAAAGUUGUGACAGCACUGAUUGCUUAAUUUGCUGUGUUUGAAGCAACAAAAGGAAAAAGUUUCAGUGAAAUUGAGGUAAUUAAAGACAGAGCAUUAGCUCAGCUGGUAAAGUACGAGGACGGAAAUAUCUAAUGUGAGUUCAGUGCCUUAACCAUUGUGCAACAUAGUUCAGCCCCAGUUGCCAGCAGGUGUGAAUAUUCAAAGAAAAUUUGAAUAUAUCUGGGGUCUGAAUCACAAUGCAAACUAAUUAAUUGCACAAUUAUUACUGAAUUUUGAAGUUAGCCAGCCAGUUGAAGACAAUGUGUAAUGUACUUACACACAACUGAAUAUUAAAUUUUAUAUUGUUUCUAUGCUAGAGUUUUAUAUUUGAGCCACUUGAUGAUGGUACAAAUCUGCUGGUAUUUGAACUAAUUAGAUGGCAGGGAGGAACCUUGCAUCAAAUAACACAGGAAUAAACAUUAAAUUAUUGCUGUAAGUGACAGUGUUUGGGUACAUCUACGACAAAUGGGUCACACAAUAAUCAGUGUCAUAAGUGCAGUAGAAUGAAUGUACCUAAAAUGCUUCUUACAACCCUCCCCUUACCUGUUCUUCAUAUCCCAGUCAUGAAACUUGUAAGUGCACUAAUGUUUUUACGUUUGCAAGUUUAGUAAUUUUUUACACUUCUCUUUGUUACCUGUUACCAAUCAUGUUAUGUAUGUUGGGUGUUUUUGUAGUUAUUCCAUGUUAACAAAGUAAACUCAUUGUAACAAUGGAAAAUCCAGGAUGAAAUAAUGAUAUUAUUAUGAAAAGGAUAUUUUUACACUUCUCUUUGUUACCUGUUACCAAUCAUGUUAUGUAUGUUGGGUGUUUUUGUAGUUAUUCCAUGUGAACAAAGUAAACUCAUUGUAACAAUGGAAAAUCCAGGAUGAAAUAAUGAUAUUAUUAUGAAAAGGAUAGUUUUCUACUCACAAUAAACCGGAGAUGCUAAGUUGCGGAUAGGCACAACUGAAAGUGUGUCAAAAAAGUAAGAGUUGGCAGAAAGUGUCCUUUCUUUGGCAGUCUGUUUGUUGUCCCUAUCUGUGACUCACCAUCUUUACUAUAUAGUGAGUAGCAAUCUGUUGUGUUCAUAAUAUUAUCAUUCAACUCAUUGUAAACUGCAUGCCUCUUCUAGGAAUGUGUGUCUCACUACUUUCCAUGAUGUAGUUUAUGUUACAACCAAAAUCCAUAGCAGUAUAGCUUGAUUUUUGAAACAUUAAAUAUUCUGCCAUAUAUAUUUCCGGCUUGUCUUUCUGAUAUCUUUCCCUCAGAGCCACUGUCCUCAAGGCAACAUAAUCUGGAAACGACCACGUUUUGUUGUGAUUGAUUGCUGUAAAACCCUUCUGCAAGUGCUCUGGUACCUUAUUGAUGUGAGGUGGAUAUUUUCUUCAUCUGUAGUUAUGAUUAUAUUUCCUUCUUCCAUACCAACUCUAUAAAAAUAUGAAUUUUCUGUAUGAAAAUGUGUAUAGAAUAGCUCUGUUAUGGACAUCUUGCACACUUUGCUACCCAAAAGUGGCUUCCGUAGUUUGUCAUCCAGUAGUUUGAGCCAAUGAAAAAAGAUUGAGAUCCCGGCAGAAGCCUGUAUGUGACACCGUGGCAACCAGAGAAUCUGACCUAUCUUCAGGAUCAAGUGCUUUAUCAUAGGAAUGGUGCUUGGACAUGUCAUUGGACUGACUGUCUCUUGUCACUUGUGAUCCAGACAUCUGUCAGCGCAUAGCUGGCAAUGUUUGGGGCAUAUGUCAUAAGAGAGAGGAGGAGGGGGGGGGGGGGGGCUGUUAAUAUCAGUAUAAGCUUAUUCAUUGACAAAUCAAAGAGUGGAAGGAGAAUAUUAUCAGAAAUGAUAAUAAGUGAUGACAACUAUAGCGUACCUUCACUCAUACUUGCUAUGCUCUUAAAUAACACUUAAUCUGCCAGCACGUAGCUGUUGGUGAGAGGAGUACUUGCUACUUUAUUCAGAUGACAACAAACUUAGUAACUGCAAUUUCUCCAUGUGGAAUAUGGAUUCAGAAUAAGUUAUUUUACAGUCAUUGUUCACAUAGAGGUCCUUUACACAAUGGUGCCAUGCUUCAGCUAAAGGAAUCCCCUUUUCCCCUCUUUAAUCACAUGUGGGAGAUUGGAGUCUUCUCUGAUUCUUAAAGGUAUGUGUUACUAACUAUCGUAGUGUUCCCUUACUAGACUUAUACCUUCGGCUGGAUGGUGAAUUGCUGUCUCGUGUGGGAUUUGAAUCCAAACACCUUCUUGCUUCUAGAGCAGAUCCAGGUGAUAUAAAUUCCACUGUUAAUAAUCUCAUUCUGCAGGAGAUUACUGCACAGCAGGCUUGCACAGACAAAACAGCACUACUUAGAAGUAUCUUCCAAUACUGAAAUAGCCAAUAAUACUACUUGAAGGUAUUUCAUCUGUGAUAUCUUCAUAUAACGUUAUCAGUGUGGUUUCGAGUUCACUGUCUGUUCCAAGCAUUUAGAACAGUGUUCCUAGGGAGAGUGUCUUGCCUUUGCUGUUGUCAUCAGUAGCGUAAUAGACAUAUUUAGGAGACCACUACAUUGUUCAGAAUAUAUCAGUUGUUUUCACAUAUAUUUUGCUUUUUUUUCCAGUCUCUAAACAGCAACACAUGAGCUACUAGUCAAUAUCCUGAGUCUGGAGAAGUGGGCACUAUGCUAUGGUUUUGGGUUGGUUUAUCAACAGAAAAACAUUAGUCUAGAUAUUCAGUUUUAACGGCGUAAAUAGUGUUUAGGUAUUCAGUUUUAAUGGCGUAAGUAGAAACCAGUGGCAUUACAAAUAAGGAACAGCUUUCUUAGUACUAAAAUUUCAUUGAAAUUUCUCCUGUGUAGCACACCUCAGGGAUCUUUAAGGUCUGCAAGGAACUAAAUAUUCUUCAGUGCUUUAAUCACAAUUCAAAGAAUACCUGUUUCAGUUUUAUAAAACAUGUAUGCAAUCCCAAUCCAGUUAUAGCUGCUGGUUAUAUAAAUCAGUGGGACUGCACAUACUGAGAUACCUAACACUAUACACCAUGACAGGAUUUGCCUGGCUGUAGACUCCUACAGAACCAGUCCCGUAACCAGUCACUGCUGAAAUAAGUGGUCCACUACGAUCUGUUUGGCAGCAACCCCUAAUAAUGCAUGACUAUCCCACCCUGUGGCUACUCAUCUCACUGUGCAAAUGGUUUUCACAAAUCAUGUGUGAGCAAACCAUUUGGGUUCUCCAUAUUCAUCAUCAUCAUCAUCAUCAUCGUCUUCUUCUUCUUCUUCUUCUUCUUCUUCUUCAGUUUCCCAUCAGUGUCUGCGUAGGCUUCUUUAUCUGCAGUGGUCUUCCCACCACCUCUGUGCUAUUGCUCUGGCUCAGACCAGCGCAUAUGCAUACUUUCUUCCACCCCAUUUAAGCACUUGUCCCUUGACCUUCCCAAUGGUCUCUAAUUCUCUUCUUCAACUGGUGCAUCUUUCUAGGCUUCAUAGUUUUAUCCAUUCUCUGAAAGUACCCAAACAUUGGUGAUGGCAGUAACAGUAACUAAUGUAGCACACAAAGUAAAUUACUCUGCACUGAAAACAAUUCAAAUGCAAGCAAUAUGCCUCAUUUUCUGAUUGUUAUUUUUAAGUUUUUGUUCAAAUUGUGAGACUGUAGAGCUGCAGGUGGCUUUAAGCUACACUACUUAAAUUUGCCCUAAACAUUACAGAUAGAAAUUGAGCAACAACAGACUUAAUAAAUGAAUUAAUUACAGAAAAUCAUAAUAUUCAUGAGAGAGAGGAGGGGGUGGUGUGUUAAUAUCAGGAUUAGCUUCUUCAUUGACAAAUCAAAGAGUGGAAGGAGAAUAUUAUCAGAAAUGAUAAUAAGUGAUGACAACUAUAGCGUACCUUCCCUCUUACUUGCUAUGCUGUUAAAUAACACUUCAUCAUCAUCAAUUUAACAUACACUUCUGGAUGGAGGCUCCUGCUAGGCUUUUUCAAGCAAUGCAGUCUUCAGUUAAAAGCAUUUCUGGUGCUUCUUCACAUUUUAAAAUGGCAUCUUACCCAUCUUUUGUUCAGUUGUCAUCGCAGUCCUCUCUUAGCUGUUGGAUUGCAGCAAAGAACUUCAGUGGUCCAUCUAUCAUUCAUGUGUAUGGCUACAUGAACUGCCCAUUCACAUUCAGUUUUCAUUACAGUCAUGAUUGCCUUCAUUUCCAGUCUGAUUUCUGACCAUUUGUUUUCCUGUCUGGUCUGAACAUGCAUCUCUCCCUUGCUUGCUGAGCGAUCCUUGGUUCUUUAAUGACUUUUUCAUUCGAAUUUCUUGUCUCAGCUGCCACAAUUCAAACCAGUAACACACAAACACCAGGCACAAAUUGAGACUCACAUAGCAUGUGUGGCACAGCUUCCAUUUUUGUAACUCAGCAGGUCCAAGUGCAACUGUCCAAAUUGGGAUGUGGCGCAUGGCGACGUGACAUAUGCCUGCGCCAGGUCGUGUGGCGGCAUGUUUGAGGCACAACUCCUCACACCAUGCGAGCAUUAUGGGAGGGGUGAGGUGGGGGUGGAAAAGUUGUCCUGGCAUGUCCUCCGUCAGGCUAUCCACACAUGGCCAGUGGUAGUGUUGGGCGUCUGAAAAAUAUUGCCUUAUCACUGAACAUUAUUGUCAUUGAGUGAUGUUUCAUUUUUUUCAUUAGUCCAUUAUAUUUUUCAGUUAUUUAUACCUAUAUAGUUUUGCUGUUUCAUUUCAUUAUUGUUUCUUUUGUCAUGAACCAUUCACAGUUCAUUGACUGGUGAACCAUUAGCCACUGGGAUUAUAUCUUCUGUUUCCACAAUGUUUUCAAAUUGCAAGAAGGGACAGACAAUUCAUCACGAGGGUAAUGAAGUAGGAAGUAAUAAUAUAAAAUCAUGUGACCAAAAAGCAAGACCAGAAAUUCUAAAUGUUAUACUGUGAGACUAGGGUGUGUAUGUGCUGCCUGUGCUAACAUAUCUGUACAAUCCAUUACAAAAAUUUGAAAAGUAGAAAUUCCCGUAGAUGUAUCUGCUAUCCACUCCUGGUAAAAAGUGUCCAAUAUCUGAAGUAUAUGAGUUUCACUUUGAUUACUUGGAUAUGAAUGUGAUAAGGGACUUCAUACUGCAUGCAUGCAGACAUCACAUUUUCGCUGUAAUCUAGACAUUCCCCCUGAAUGACAUUUUUAACUGGCGCAUAGUUUAGAGAAAAAGCAUUUCAGUGGUUGUGUACACGGUAUCAUCAUCGAUUAACUAGUUACACAAAAGGCUACACGAAUGACGAAUGCAAUUGGCUUUAUUUCGAAAGUAUGGUUGACCUGGAAGAGUCUGAUGAUAUGAUAUAUAUUUAAUUUACUGAAAUGUGGUGGUGACAAGACAGUCCUACUUUCAUGACAGCGUUUUUUUUUUUUAACAACGUGAACUCUUCCCCACACAAGGCCCACCUGGCUAGUUUCCAUAUUCCUGUCACACGCAUUGUUCUCAGCUGCUGACAGUACACUGACCAUUGUGUUGUUUUCUUUUCUCAAUAACUAUCCUAUUCACGAAUCACACAUUGUCAUUGUGGCCAGCUGUAGGCAAGUAACCAUUGUCUGACAUGGGCGUGUCACUCUGCCUUAAUGGUAUGCUCAUCGUCAUUUUAAUACUGGCCAGAUGAGAAACAGGAAUAAAACCCUUUGGCAAAUUUCCAUUCCAGUCAUUUCAUUGUUAAAAAUAAAAUGGGUUAUGAGGAUUCAACCAAAAUUGCAACAGAAUUGACAAUUUAUUUUUGUGUGAAUUAAUAAGCUUUCUUCAUUCUAAGAAGCAUCGCCAUUUAUGAUUAACAGCUACAUUUCUCUUGGUGACAGGUUUCAUUGUACUCCUCUUGGCAAAACACAGUAUAAUUUGCACAAACUCACUUUGCAGUAGCUAUUUAGACAAAAUUCUGAAACGGCAAUUAGUGAUGAGAGAAAUCAAUAGCUUACAGAAACCUUCAUUGUGUCAGUUUGCAGUAACAUAAGAGAAAUUUCGUGCUAGGAAAUUCUCCGCUUCACUAGUUAGUGAUGACACUUAAAAAAUUAUAGUCGCAGAAGUGAAAAAAUAAAUAAAAUAAAAACUAUAACUUCUUAUAUAUCACCAUAGAUAAAGUAGGUGUUAACAAUUUCACAAAAUGCUCUCCUCCUUUGGUGCUACAAUUCAACCAAAUUUCAUUUCAAUAUGAGGAGUGUUAUGAAUAUUAUAUUCUCAUAGCUUUGCAAUCUGGAGUGAACUCGCUAUGUCCAAUCCUUUUUCUCAAGAUUGUAGGCCGAUAGUGGCCUCAUCCCAAGUCUAAAGAAAAAUUCAGUUUGUUAGCUAAAUUUCACUUGCAACAUCGUAUAGUGUAACGUGCACCAAAUGCAGGAUCAUAAUGACCACUAUUUUUCCUUGCAAACUUUUCAGAAUUUUUGUGCAGUGUCUUACCUAAAUGGGUGCAUCGUAAUAUGUAGUGAGAUGAUGGGCACUUCACCAUGAAGCUGACAUAUAUCACUACAGAUAAAACAAAAAUCAAAUAUUUUUACUGAAUAGUUUUCGUAAAAUACUUUGAGAUAGAUUACAGAGUGAGGGCUCUUAAAUUUCGUUGGCGCAGAGCUUCAUCAACCUGUGCAUGCAAAGAUUGUGUACACAUCUCAAUAUGCACAGGACCAGUGCAACACAUGAGGAAUGUGCGAGUCGCACUGUAGUGUCGUGUCGCAUCACACAUGCUAAACAUGUCUCGAUUUGCUCUCAGCGUUAUGGUAAAGUUUCCUUUUCUGGCACAACUGAAACUUAGUUUCAAAACCUUAUUUAUGUUACUAUAAUUGAUCUAUUUAUUUCUAUUUCUGUCCAUCCAGCUAUCUUCAGCUGCCCUCAGCACAAAAACUGAAUAAGAAAAACUGACUUCACUACUGACUUCCAUAAUCUUUUUUUGGUGCAUUUGUUGUAUGUUGUACAGCAAUUGUAAUUUGAAUCGUAGCUUGCAUUGUUUGCAGUUUAGAUUUUGUUCAUGUUCUUAGUAUCCAUUUCUCUAGCAGAAACAGUAUUUAUUGGUUUUGUCUUUUACUUCACAAGUGCAGUACUUGUAGAACUUUUCGAUCGUCUUUUUUCUUCUGGAAAAGAAAAUUUUAUUUUUUCUCAUAGAAGCUCAGCAGUCUUAAUCAGUUAGUGCAGAUUUCUGAUUUUAUUUCUGUCUGUAGUUUUCAGUUGCUUUAUACAGUUUAGGAAAUACUUGCAUUUGAUGUUCUUAGUAGUUUGGAUUUAUAGUAAUAUAGCCUGAGGAAAAAGAAAAAUGUUUGUCUAAGGAGGCUGAGAUGAAGACUCUUUGUGAAUAGUGUGAUUUAAGUUUUGCACUUACUUCUUUCUUUUUAGUAAUUAAUAAAGUCAGUACUAGAUUUAAGAGAGAAUUUUUUAGUGAGUUUAAUUUUAAGUGUGGAUUAAUGUAUUGGAACUCUUAACUGAUUAAAGAAACAUUACAGUAAUUAAAUUUUAUAUUUGUGACAAAUUUCGACAAAUUGUACUUUCAGUAAAAUGUUUUGGUGGGUAGUGCUUCAUAAACAAUUGGUAUGACAUUUUUGAAUGAAGCUGUAAUAAGAUCCAUGUAUUUUAAAUUAGAAGAAAAUGUUAUGAACACAGCUGACCUAUGAAGUGAGGCAUACAAGAACACAGAGUAUACAUAGAGUGUAAAACAACAAAUGUUGUAUGACUUUAAAUAAUUGCUACUAGAAAUAAGAGAAGUGUGAUUUUUUAAGAGAGACAUAAAGAGUAUUGUACAAAGAUUUUAUGUUUAUAAUAGUUUGAAAUGUAUAAACAUUGUUAUACAGUUGCAGUGAUAUGCCAUCAGUUAUUAAUCACACGCUCUAAAAAGGCUCUUAGCACAGCGGCUAACUGGUGUAGCUGUACAUAUAGAAAUAGUAAGAUCAUACUUCAAUUUAGAUUGAUAUUCACUUGUGUGCGCUUGCUACCAACUGUAGCUUUCAAUACUGUGUGCAAAGAAUAUGUCAAUACAUUUAAACUGUUUCAAACUCUGUUACACAUAAUAUGUAAAAUAAAGAAAGGCAACCACUGACCUUUAGCUGAUUGAUGCAUGGCGAAUAGAAACAUGUAACAGAAAACAUUAUUUACAUUAGCUUUUGAGCUCUUGCUCUUUCUGUACUAAAAGUACACACACACACACACACACACACACACACACACACACACACACACACACACAUUGUAGUCAUGGUGCGACUCCCACUGUGUCCAUGGUGUGUGUGUUUUUUUGUGUUUGAUUGUGUUUGUGUGUGUUAUUUUACCAGAGAAGAAGCUAGAUCUUGAAAGCUAGAGUAAAUACUGUUUUCUAUUACAUUUUCUAUGCGCUAUAAGUGAGUGGUUACUUUUCCUUUGUUUUGUGUGUUACCCAUUCAGGAACUUCCAUUCCUGUUACAUAUAUUAUGCCUGCUUUCAUUUAUGAUCACUUUGACACACUGCUUACUCGUGCUGACUGGAUUGUUCACUUAAAUGAAAAAGCUUUUGAUACCUACUGAGGCCAUUUGACUUCAAACAAUGCAGCCACUCCAGUCAGCCGCUGAACCAAGAGUCUUAAUAGUGUGAACAGUUUGUAUGAGAUAUCUCUGUUUAGUAAGUGAGCAAGUUCCUCAGUUAAAUUUUCUUGCAUAAUUUUGUAAAGAAUAUUAAAGUUUAUUGAUAUCUUUUGCUAUUGUUGUUGGUUUAGAGUUUGAAUAGACAACAUAUACAUUUCUGCUGUAUUUAUUAAAUGCAAAAGAGAUACCACUUAUUUAAAGUUGUUCCCUAAUUGUUAAUAAAUUAAUGAAAUUUA